Messenger RNA from Apis cerana (Asiatic honeybee), 4728 nucleotides. RefSeq names its product tyrosine-protein phosphatase non-receptor type 5. Gene Ontology annotation, cellular component: plasma membrane; cytosol; cell junction. NCBI's taxonomy places the organism in Eukaryota, Metazoa, Arthropoda, Insecta, Hymenoptera, Apidae. Gene Ontology annotation, molecular function: protein kinase binding; protein tyrosine phosphatase activity. Gene Ontology annotation, biological process: protein dephosphorylation; signal transduction. The record is from RefSeq and is a predicted model, not a curated record.
UGGCCGUCAUUUUGCAACCCGUUCAGACGCCAUUCAGAUGCGUCGAAUGCGAGUGGCCGGUGCCGCGCCACUUCCGUCUGCCCGUUAACUUUCUCUUCCUCCUUUCGUUCCACCGAGUUCUCGUCGAUCCUUCCCCCGUUGGGACGGACGAUCGUGCACAGGGGCGAGGAUAAAAAGAAACGAGAGGAAAGAACGAGGAAAAAGGAAGGGAAAAAGAUUAUUCGUAUGCUCCGAGAUAUUGUCGGAUAAGAUUACACGACGUUGGUGAUACCAGGAGUGUCGGUCGAGAGGUAGGCGAGAGUAAGAAGUCGAGGCGAGUGAUAGCUUCGUUGAGGAAAGAGCGAGUAGAAAGAGGUGGUAAUUUGUAGUUGACGAUUCGGUAAGGAGAACCGAGAGGGUGUUUGCACGUGAUCGUGGUAGCUUCGUCGAGGAGAAGUAUAUAAUUUGGCGAGGGAGGGAAUAGAGGAAUGAGAGGAAGGUGAGAGAAGAAUCGAGUAGAAGUUGAGAGGGGUCUGACGCGCGUGCACGCGUGGGGCCGGUGGUCGACUACUCGUAACGAGACGCCUACGACGAGGGGUGAAUCGACACACAGAGAUCUCUGAAUGGACCGUUGGAGUGGUGUUCGUCGCUCCUUCGAACGAACCGGAACGAUGAAUUUUUCAAGGAUCGAGGUCCGCGACGACGAGAGACGCGAGACGAGUAACGCGAUUCCCACCGAGAAACAAACUGACGACUCCUUUACGUGCACUUAAAGGUGCGAGAAAGGAAGCGAGAGACGAGGAGCGGAAGGCGGUGGAGCACGUGUUUAAGCGGAUAAGCGGGGAGAAAAUUUCCGUGGGUGUUCUUCCCCUCCUUUCGUGUUUCCAAAGGUUUUUGAAACAAGAAGAAGAAGAAGAAGAAGAAGGGCCUCGACUGACCGGGAUAGGGAAUAUAUCAAGGAGGAACAAGCACUCCUUUAACUAAUCACUAUGUGAAUGAUGCAAAUUAUUAUGAAAUUUCAAGCAAUGACAAUUCAAGUCCCUUGGAGAAAUUUUACUUAAUUACUGGACAAAGGUGGCACACAGAUACUGUGCUACCUAUUCCUUUAUUGCCAUCUACAGAGGGAAUGUCUGCUCGAUCUCAUCACAGAUAUCAACUUUUUAUACAUAGGAUCCCACAGUCCAUAACGGGACUGGAUGAUGCUGGAAUGGAUUUGCAAGCAGCUCAACUCAGUACCCGCACAGGACAGGAGGUACGUUCCACUGCAACCUUAUCAUGGCUAGAUUGGCAAUUGCCCCUGUUCGUAGCAGUUUGCGCCAUCGGUGGCGUCAUUCUCUUUACAUUUCUGAUUUUGUUAUGGCUGCGGAAACAAAUGUCGCGUGAAAAAGAUACCGAAGAUGGUGAUAGGAGAGGUUUGGUAGAGGAAGGUGCUGUGGGUCAUCCGGAAAAAUCUAUAAAAUCUUCAAAAGGAUCGAUUGAAUGGGUUCAUCAACCCGCAACGAAAUCAUCAGUUCAAUCUGUUCCUACUCGAUCUCUUACGCAAGCCAUUGGUUUACCAGAAGUAAUGUCAGUAGCAACUCCAGAACGCAGACCGGAACCGAUACGCAUAAGAACUAAAGGAUUGUUAGAACGACGUGGAUCAAGCGCAAGUUUGACUAUAGAAUUGGCACCACCUCCAGAAAGUCCACCUCAUAUUGUUACACCUACUCGUGAAUGUACUGCAGAAGAAUUUCUAUUAAGCGCUGGAAAUGUUUUAUCAAGAGCACAACUUAGAAAGGCAAUCAGUGACACAGCAUCCUUACAUAAAGAAUUUUGGGAAGUUCCUCUCAAUUUACCCGAGAAAUUAGAUAUAUGUGGAUCUGGGGUGAAGAAUAGAUAUUGUUCCGUAUUACCAAAUCCACAGUCAAGAGUGAUUUUACCGGGACCUUCGGAUGAUCCUCUUUCGAGUUAUAUUAAUGCCAAUUAUAUUCGAGGAUAUGAUGGAGAAGAUGCACGCUAUAUUGCAACACAGGGACCAUUAGCUCACACUGUGGAUGAUUUUUGGAAAAUGAUUUGGGCAGAAAAAGUACCCGCGAUAGUUAUGAUGACGAAAUUAUAUGAAGCCGCCAAAACAAAAUGCGAAGCAUAUUUUCCAUUGGAUAAAAAUAAUCGCAUACAGGCUGGACUGUUUACUAUUAUUGUUACUUCUAUUGACACAAGAGAAGGAUAUACGAUCAGAGAUUUAGAACUUCGAUAUGAAGGCGAAAGGAAGCAUGUGCAGCAUUACUGGUAUGAUUCAUGGCCAGACCAUGCUGUACCUCAAACAGCAGAUACCCUUGUUAGUUUAGCUGCAGAAGUAAAUUCUUUACCAGGUCCGGUCGUUGUUCAUUGUAGUGCUGGAAUUGGACGAACUGGUUGUUUCAUAGCUUUAGCUACGGGAAUGACGCAGUUAUUACGAGAUGGGAAUGUAGAUGUAUUGGGUAUUUUAUGCCAAAUGAGAUAUGACAGAGGUGGUAUGGUUCAGACAGCAGAACAAUACGAAUUCGUUCAUCGUGCACUUUGUCUGUAUGAACAGACACUUGAAGGUGGUAAAUCAUCAAGUUCAGGUGAUUGAAAUUAUAAACAAAGUGAUUAUGGGAAUUGAUAAAAGUUCAGUAGAAGAAAAAGAAUUGGUCUUAGAAUUAUUAUGAAAAGAUUCAUGAAAUGAAUAUGGUCUGCAACAUAUUACUAACGUCCGGGUGUGAAUAUUUGUAUUAUGGAGGAAAUCCUAUGAAAAGAAUCUCGAUUUCAAUUCUAGACCAGCGGAUGUCUUACUCGAUCUUCAGCUAUUCAAGAUGAGUUUUAUCUCACUAAAUAAGCUGCCAUUUCUAUACUGCCAUGACAAAUCGUUGACAAUUAAUAUCAGUCACACAAAGCUCAAGAUAAAGGUAAAUGGUUAUUGACUCAUGUUCUAAAGAGUUCUACAUUAUUCUUAAACGGAAUUAAAACUGUUUGACAAAUGGAAAAAAAAAAAAAAAGAAAAAGAAAAAAAAGAAAAAAAAUAUAUUUCAAUUUGACUCGCGAGAUAUCAGGGUUUGUCAAAGUAUUGAUUCAGAUUUUUAUGCAUUCUCUGUGUGUUAUAAAUUAGAUUUGUUAGUUAUAAAUAUUUGCAUCUAUAAUAUUCUCAGAGUCCUAUUCUUUCUACAUUAUGAGCAGUUCUUACUUAGCUUUCCAGUACAGUAAACUAUUACAAAACUAAUAUUGCUGUCUAUUAUACAAUUACAAAAAUAAUAACAUUAAUAGUUAUAAUUAUUUCAAAAUGAAGUCUUAAAUAUACAGAAGGGCAAAUAAUUAUAAAAUUGGGACCCAGUUUAAUUAAAAAAUUUUUAUCCUAUUUGUAGUUCCUAGUUAAUUUUACAGUAAAAUGUACACACAAUGAUUUUUUUCCAUGAUUUUUAAUUAAUUUAUCAAUAAAGACUGAAUGCAGGUAGUACAAUACGUUUAUUAUAUAUUAUAAGUUAUAAAUUUAACUAGAAAUAUUAUGCUUCUCUGAUACAAAGCAAAAUUUAUGAUGUUAUAAGAUUGUAAAGAAUAUUAUAGUCUUACUUGAAAAAAAGAAGAAAAAAGAUAAAUUGUAGAAUGAGUUUGUUAAGCUUUAAAGCAAACUAUUCGUUAUAUAGCAAAAGUAAAGUUGUUAUAGCAUUCUUUCCAAGUAUUAUAUAUAUACAAAACUAUAAUUAUUUAUUUUCUUUAUUAUAUUUUGAAUAUGAAUUAUUAAUUAAUAAAAUUCCAAUAUAAUGCUUUGAAUUAAUGAUGAAAAAAAUUUUUGAUUCUUUUUUUUUUAAUAAUGAUCAAUUUAUUUGAUUGAAUAUUAGUCUAUAGUUGACAAUAAGUGUGAUUUAUGAGCUUUUAGGAUUUGAUAUGAAUUUAUUAACAAAAAUGGCAAUAGUUUGAACAGCAAUGUUCAAUUCUCUGCAUAGAACUAUUAUAAUUCAAUUUUGACAUAAUAAUACCAAAGUUAUUAAUAUUCAUUAACAUUAUAUAUUAUAAUGAGAUAUAUUGCAGACUUUAUAAGAUUUAUGAUUAAUAAUUGUUGGAAUUAUAAAAGUUUGAUUUAUUUUUUUUAUAAUUAAUUCUCACUGAAUUCCAAUUUGAGUUAUUAUUAUACAUUAGGUUAUGUAUUUCGAUUUCAUUGUUUUGAAUAAUUUUUAUAAUUUGUGAAUAUAUUGUAAUUGAAAAUUUAGCUUCAUGUUAUUUCAAAAAUAUAAUCAAUUUAUUCAUCGAACGUAUUAUAACAUCAUCAUUCAAAUUAUUAAUAUAAUGUUUUAGAAUUCUUCAAUCUUGUAAGUGAACAGUGUGAACGUGUAUUUUUGAGCGAAAGAUUGUGAUAUGUAUACAUAUAUAAUAUAUAAUAUAUAUAUUUGUACAUAUGUUGUACAGAGAGUAAAAUAUAUUUAAGAGAUUAUGUAUUUGUGUAAGUGCAAAUUGAGAGUAUAUUAUUUAUGAGUAUAUAAAAGCCUUAAGCAACUUUAAUGUAAACAUAUUAAUAACGUAACAAUAACAAUAAUAAUUAUUUAGAAACCCUUUGGUGUUCAAUUGUACUUAUGUGACGUAAUAAAUGUUUAUAGUACCCAUGCAAUGUUUACGUGUACUUUUUUAGGAAGUGGAGUACUAUCGCGAUUAUGUUUAUUAAAUUUUCUUUGUGAAAAAUUAUUAUUUAUAAUGAUUUUGUAAAACACGAUUUUGUUUUUUAUUUAUUAAAAUUUGUAUAUUUUAUAAAUAUUUUAUAAA